CCGGAAGUAAAUAAUAAUAAUAUAGUCAAGAAUAACAUUUCGAUUUUCUCAUUUGUUGCCAAAAUCUAGCGCUAUUUUGAACAAAGGGAUUUACUUGCAAGAUAAACAGUGUGGAGUGAGCAUCCCACACCUUUCAAUAAACAGCAUUCAAAUUCCUGAGAUUUGACAUUAUUUACCCUGAGACAUGUGAGAUUGGACAUUGUAUGACAUAGGAUUUGGCAUUGUAUGCCCUGAGAUAAGACAUUGUAUGCCCUAAAAUUGGACUGCGUGGAAUACACCCUCAGAAAUAUAUACAGGUUUACAAUGGAUGUAGAAAAAGAUCACAGAACAAUGAAUGAUAUGAAUGAGACUUUUCAAUCUAAAAUGCAUGCCAAACAAGGGGAACUUGAAACAUUUAUAAAAACAGAAAUCGAAAUUGAUGAUUACUCUGAAUCUACUAUGGAUGAUGCAACAGCCAAAACCAAUGUUGAUGUCAUAUCUGAAUUGUCAUCUGCAGAGCACAACAAUUUUGAUAUGCCAUUCUUUAUUAAAACAGAACCUGGAGUUGAUGUCAUAUCUGAAUCUGCAAUUGAUAAUACAGCAGCCAAAUUUAGUAUUGAUGUCAUAUCUGAAUCUGCCAUGGACAAUACAACAGUCAAUACUAGUAUUGAUGUCAUAUCUGAAUC
Molecule: messenger RNA, 665 nt
Organism: Owenia fusiformis
Lineage: Eukaryota; Metazoa; Annelida; Polychaeta; Sabellida; Oweniidae
Source: the annotation of a GenBank genome assembly